AUGGGAGCUGACAGAAUGGCGUACAAACAGUCCAAACUAGCCAAAAUGGCCGUCUGGCUGAGAAGCUUCUGUCGCCGUGUCCACUAUGUUCCGCUACAGCUGCUUCUGCCGCUGCUGAUUGUGGUCGGGUUCGUCACCUACAGGAGCCUCAGCGUGGUAGAAGAGGUCAAGGUCGAGUGGAGCGACCAAAGAGAGGAGGCGUUGAGGAAGUACAACGCUAAGGAGGUAGAUCUCAAUUUUAUCCGUGCUGCUGGAUUCGUGGACCACAAAAUUGAGGAUCUAACCGACGAAGACAUAAAUUCUAUGAAUGAGACGCAGCUCAUGGUGACCCUCCACAGCUAUUUGGACAAUGCCGACAUCGUUUGUAGUCGGCGCAUCAGGAUGGGUUCCUUGAAUGACGACGGCUGGGAAGUGUGUGAUGAUGAGGUCUACUCGUUCAGUAAUCAAGACUCGUCUGCUUUUGAAUACGACAUGGCGCGGGUGUAUAAAUGUGGCGUCCAUUCCUUCCAGCCUUACUACACCGGAAAAGAUUACAACAGAACUGACAAGAUCUUCAUUCAUCCUUUUGGUAUAGGACGUUAUUCUGAGAUUACACCGGAAGGGAACGAGCUCUAUACCAUAGGGGACAUUCGGACUAUCCUUGGUCAUGCAAAGAGAAAUGUCGACCUCAUCAAAAUGGACAUAGAGGGUGCGGAGUGGUCAGUACUCUACGGCAUGCUUAGUAAUGACGAGCUGGAUAACGUAAAACAGCUACUAGUGGAAUGUCACGUGGGGUACCCAUCUAAUGAGGAUCGCAUGCGACGAUCCAUCAGGGUCCUCCGAAGCCUCAGCGAAAUAGGGUUCCGAAAAUUUUACGUGUAUAAAAACCCCAGGGGAUCCUUUCACCACCCCAAUUUCCCCGUCAUGAGAGCAAAGAAUUAUGAAAUUCAUUUUCUCAACUCCAGAUUUCUGAAGAAAGCCACGUCAAAUAAAAAUUCAGAAGAUAAGUAG
This is a messenger RNA of Candidula unifasciata, 990 nucleotides long. Lineage: Eukaryota; Metazoa; Mollusca; Gastropoda; Stylommatophora; Geomitridae. The record is from the annotation of a GenBank genome assembly.